AUGGAAGAAAGCGGUAGCGCUGUGGCAGUGGAAGAGAUCGGGAAUAGUGAAGAAGCCUCCCCACGGCGUACCAAAAGAUCUAAAGGAGAGAAGGGUGAAAUGCGCAAAAUUCCUGUGCCGAAGCAUCGUUACACUCCGCUGAAAGAUAACUGGGUCAACAUAUUCACACCGAUUGUGAAGAACUUGGGGUUACAAAUAAGAUUUAAUAUGAAAACAAGGAAUGUGGAAAUAAGGAAUCCUGAAAAUAAAGAAGACACUACGGAUUUGCAAAAGGCAGCUGAUUUUGUUCGUGCAUUCGUGCUAGGAUUCGACGUGGCUGAUGCGUUAGCGCUGAUUCGCCUCGAUCAUCUAUUUCUUGAAACGUUUGAGGUGGCUGAUGUGAAGUCAUCAUUGAAAGGUGAUAAUCUCAGUCGAGCUGUUGGCCGAAUAGCAGGGAAGGAUGGAAGAACGAAACUUGUGAUAGAAAACGUCACGAAGACCAGAAUAGGUUUGUUGAAUUUUCAGUUACAUAUGUUGGCUGAUACGAAAAUACAUUUGUUAGGAGCGUUUCAAAAUCUGAAACUUGCUCGAAAUGCGAUAUCCAGUCUUAUUUUGGGGGCGCCGCCGUCAAAAGUCUACGGGAAUCUGCGUAAUUUGGCGUCCCGCUCCAGUGAGCGGUUAUAA
Ostertagia ostertagi is the source of this 663-nucleotide messenger RNA. Lineage: Eukaryota; Metazoa; Nematoda; Chromadorea; Rhabditida; Trichostrongylidae. The record is from the annotation of a GenBank genome assembly.